Molecule: messenger RNA, 9244 nt
Organism: Anastrepha ludens (Mexican fruit fly)
Lineage: Eukaryota; Metazoa; Arthropoda; Insecta; Diptera; Tephritidae
Gene: E(bx)
Product: nucleosome-remodeling factor subunit NURF301
Exons: 15
Coding region: 469-8715 (2748 amino acids)
Biological process (GO): regulation of transcription by RNA polymerase II
Cellular component (GO): NURF complex
Molecular function (GO): RNA polymerase II cis-regulatory region sequence-specific DNA binding
Source: RefSeq, a predicted model, not a curated record
AAACGACUACCAGAGGUCGUCUUCAGCGUUGUAAAAUAGAAGAUUCGCUGUGAUUGGUCGUUGCAUACUGUACGUUUUGUGAGUUAAAAAGUGAGGAAAAAUCAUUUUAGAAUAAAAAGUUUAUGAAAACAUAUAAAUUGUUGUUAAAUAGUGGACAUUUUUUACAAGUUAAACACAAGUGUUUGUGGUUUUUCGAUGGUGUAUAAAAUUUCGUGCUGAUAAAUAAGUUUUAUCGUCUUAAAGUGAAAAAUCGUUUUUCAUAAUGGCGGACUCGUUUGAGCUUGAGUUUUUGACUGGGAAGCCAUCAAUUGAAUAAGCACUAAAGAACCAGCUUUUGGAGGAAGGUUUUCUUCAAAUUUUCUAUAUUGUGCGCUAUUUAUUUUUAUAGAAAAUUAUUUUAAAAAAUAAUUGUCAACGAAUAUAUAUUAUAUUUAAAAAAAAUAUUGACCAAAUUGACUUGGGCAAAAUAUGAGUGGACGGGGUAGUCGAAAGCGGGGUAGACCUCCGAAGACGCCAAAUGAGCGCGCUGGAACCAAAUUUAAUUAUCAGCUGUUGAAGAAGCCAAAAUAUUUGAGCAAAGCUUGUGAUUCUCAGUUGAGUACUCCAUCGGCUUCGCGCGCUUCUUCGCCUCAGGAGAGUGAUGGUAGCCGCAGCUAUAAUCGGAAAUCCACUAGCAAGAGCACUAGGGGCAGGUCACGUAAAUCUACCAGCAGCACGGUUAAUGUUAGUCGAAGAGGAGGAUAUGAAUCUGAGUACCAUUAUGGGUCUGAUUUUGGAGACUCCAGCGAAAAGAGUGACAUAGAUGAUGAAUUACUCUGUUCAGCUACCGAUGAAGAGAGUCUUGAUGCUGUUAAUGAAAGUGAAUCUGAGUUCUCUGUAUGUAGUUUUACGCAAAAUGGUGUCGGUCGUCCACCGCGACCACCAAGUCCUGAUCCAAUUUGGCUACAGGACCGUCAAUAUGAACCCCUAGAAAUACCAAUCAGUUCAGAAGAUUUAUUAAUGAAAAAUGAAUUUUUACUUAAGGCUUUAAGUAUAUAUGAAGUUUUAAGAAGAUUUCGCCACCUGGUACGUUUGUCUCCAUUCCGUUUUGAGGAUUUUUGUGCCGCUUUGACAUGUGAUGAGCAAAGCGCACUUAUUGCUGAUGUACACAUUAUGUUAUUAAAAGCAAUUUUGCGUGAAGAAGAUGUACAGGGAACGCAUUUUGGACCGCUUGAUCAGAAAGACACGGUAAACAUUUGUUUAUACCUAAUUGAUGGCAUUACCUGGCCCGAGGUACUUCGCAGCUAUGUGGAAAGCGAUACAAUUUUCAACCGCGAAGUAUAUAACAUCCUAUGUGCUGGUGAUUACCCUUUUACAGGUGUAAACGAUCGACUCACUGUUUUAGAAUUUUUGACAAGUCAAUUUUUAACAACGAAUGCUGUUCGUGACGUAAUGUUACAAGAAGGUCCAAUACACUAUGAUGAUCAUUGCCGAAUUUGUCAUAGAUUGGGCGAUUUGUUGUGUUGCGAAACAUGCCCAGCCGUCUACCAUUUGGAGUGUGUAGACCCGCCGCUACAUGAUGUACCCACAGAGGAUUGGCAAUGUAAUUUGUGUAAGUCACAUAAGGUUAGUGGUGUGGUUGAUUGUGUGUUGCCACAGGAGAAACAAGGUGUACUCAUACGACACGAUAUACUCGGCUUGGAUAGACAUGGGCGCAAAUUUUGGUUCAUGGCUCGCAGAAUCUUUGUCGAAGGUCAACCCGAAUAUGACAGCGGGAAAAUUUGGUACUACAGUACUGAGUCGAAAUUAGAUCAAUUACUAAGCAUUAUCGACAAGGAUGAUUUGGAAUCGGCACUCUAUAACCAAUUAAUAGAACGAAAGGAUGAGAUAGUACGUCAAAUGAAAUUAACGGAGUCUAUUACGAAAGAGCAUAAUAAAUACCAAAGGCUAUCUUACAUUGAUGAAGAAAAUAAGAAAACCUGGGCAUUACUACGUGGUAAUGAAGACGAUGAUGCACAAAUGAAUGAAAGUGGCACAGAAAGUAAGAUGAUGACUCGUCUGAAAACAAGUCAAAAUGCAAACGAUCUUUCUCAUUUUAAAUUGGGUAUGGAUCAUGGUUUUAAAAAUUACGUAAAUCAAUACACAUCUAAUCCGAUUGCUUUAAAUAAGCCUCAACGUAACGAGGAGCGCGAUAAACGUCGACAUCUAUCGCAUAAGUUUUCACUGACCACAGCCUCAGAGUUUAAAUGGAUUGGUGUAACGAUGGGUAGUUUGGAUACUAUUACACAGACAUUGCGUCAAACCCUACUAAAUUUUGAAGAGACUGUACCUUCAUCAUUUUUGAUUCCGAAUUGGCGAUUUAUAAAGUGGAAAUGGCGGCGUACAGUAACUGAUGCACGGCGUCCAACGGAAUUCGUCAUAGUAUUAUUAUUACUCCAAGCAGCACUUAAAAAUGUAAUUUUUGCAAAUGUUUGGCAUGAACAACUUGGCCAUCUUACUUUAUGUCGCAUAACAUCGGCCGAGCGUGAAGAACGCAAAAAGAUGGAGAAACGUGAAAAACGCGAGCGCGACGAUGAAGAGGAACGUAAUCGACUUGCUUUCAAUUAUAUCAAAUACUCUUUAGGACUAAAGCAUCAAGUUUGGAAGCAAAAAGGUGAGGAGUAUCGCAUACAUGGCCAAUGGGGCUGGAUGUGGUUAUCAACAAGUCGUCGUUGUGGUGUAGGCGGCAGCAAAAGUCGUCGCGCAUCAUAUCGACAUGGUUUGGCUAUACCCCCUGUAAAAGUGAAUGUUCACUUUACUAAGGGAAGUGAUGUAGAUGAAAUCGUUAGUGUGGAUCCACGUACCCACAAAUUUAUUUUGCAAUGCAAAGCGGCAGAAAGACGCGGUGCCGAUUAUCAUUAUUUACAGAAGUUCAGAGAUGUGCAGAUAGUAGAACUCAACAGUGUUAGCACAGAUGGUAGCAUUGGCGUAGGAAAUGAUAUUGGAACCAUUGAUGUCUCUAAAUCCUUAACCAUGCCUGGUAGACUCAUGUAUCCAAAAAUUGCGCGUAAAAGUCGACUUGACAAUUUACUUGCACGUCGCUUGGAAUUAAUGCAAGCUGAAGAAGAAUUGGCAGUAAAAACCGAGCAUGAUGAUGUUGAUACGCAAUCAACCACACAAUCGGAUGACACAAAAACAGAAGCUAAUAAGAAGGUAGGCAAACAAACAUUUCUGGAACGGCGUUUGAUGGAUAUUCAGUAUGUACAACAAAAAGACAUGCCAAGCAAAGAUGUUAAUCUAGAUUUAAUUAACUCUUUAGCGAAAAAAAUACAAACAGUUCGCCUGCAAUUUAGUCAGCUGAAUAGAUUCGCUAAGCAAUAUCGUUGCUACACAAAAGAGUGUAAUACAAAUUCGAAUGCAGUUUCGCAAAUAACACAAAACACUUGCUAUUCACCAUUAUGCCUACAGAAAGCACGCGCUAAGAAAGAGUUACUGCUGUUGUUGCGCAAAGCACACAUUGCUGGCAAAGGAUCCAAAGAGACAGUGGCUGCUAUUUUGGGUGCUGUGACGAAGCCAUCAAUACUUGAACAAAAACUAACCGAGGGCAAAAAGGAUGCAUCACUGGUUCGCGAUGAGUCCGAUGAUUGCCGCUUAUUGAUAGAUGAAAGCCCAUUGGAUUUAGUACAAGAUUGGGAACAUGCACGCGCUAUUGCAGUGCCAUAUGAUGAUAAGCUCUUGCAUGAUUGCUACGUACCGAAAAAUGAAGAAGAUCCCUCUGCCAAUGUAGUGAAAGAGGAAAACAUGCCAAUUGGGGCUAACAGUGAUGUUGGUGCCAGUGAUGAGCGUAUGGAAUUCAUUGAUAACAUCGAUGUGUGCAGCAAUGUUGAGGUAGAGAGCUCUGAAACUACAAAUGAUGACUCGUUAGCUGCGCUUACAGCUAGCAACGAUGGGUUAGGCAUGGACGCCUUACUCGCCAAAAAGUGUAAGAAAAUGCAAAAGUCGCGCAUCAAUAAAUCGUACAUUGCCACCAAGGAUGCGCUUAAUCAAACAUAUGAGAAGCAAGCCACAGCUUCAAAUGUCAAACAGAAUCGUAGAUUUCCCACACAACCACGUAUUGUCAAACGCGAAGAUGUUACAAAACAUGAAAAAGAAUACUAUCCGAAUGGUAGAGAACGUUUGUAUGCUGCGGAAUCACCUCGUGGUCGCAUUUACUUGUGGCGAGAUCCAGUAAUGCUACAACAGGAUCGAACUCAAAAUAAGAAGGAGGAGGUGAAAACUCAGGAACAGUCUAAGAGUUCACCUAUUGGAUCAACAUAUCCCUUAACAUCGCAAUUUCUAACUCACAAACUGAAAAUGAGUAUACUUGUACUGGCGCCAUACGAAUUAAAGAAAUUGGCGCGCGUUGGUGGUAAGGUAACUACAAAUGGUUUCCAUCAUCUAGCAAAGAAUAAUUCUGUGUGGCCAUAUCCAUGCUCGCGACCGUUGUUCAAAACUUGUUGGUCUUUUCGUACCAGUAAAGCGACAAAUCUGUCAACGGUAGCUUUGCAAUUACGUAUUCUCUGGUGUUGCCUUCGCUGGGAUGACAUGAUUGCCAAACCGCCAUCGGCUGAUGGUAAACACCAAGUUUCUAGUGAAACGGAGAUUGUUACGCAGGAGCUUUUGAAACUACGCCAUAUGGGCCGUUACGGUGAGCGUACGCAGUAUUUAAGACGCAAAGUCGUUGUGCCUCUGGAGAUGCCCAAGACCAUACGAGAAGUGACAUCGAUCCGAUCUGGUCUUCGGAAACGCAAACGUGCCGAGUCGCCACAACCAACGGAGCCGCAAAUAUCAGAGGAGUGGGUGGAGGAAGAAAAAUUAGAAUUGUGGGAGAUUAAACUAAUGGGCGAGCGCCAUGAAAAGAGCAGACAAGCAGCCAUGACGCGUUCAGUUGUCUUGCGACAAGCUGCCGAACAAGCAGCUGCUUCGCCAUCAUCUUCAUCUGCAUCCAGUUCUGGUGGUUCAAAUAGUUCUACAACUAAAGUGGUGAUAACUGCAAAGAGUAGUGAGGAAAUAAAGGAGAAAAUGGAACAACAAUUGAAACUACAACGUGCUGCGCAUCAACAGAAAAAGAACCCGGAAAAUACUAAAUUACAAACAGUGAAGGGCCAAAUAAUUGGCAGUCGACGUGUGAUUGUCAAGAACCCCGACGGCACAACACGUAUCAUACAACAGGCUAUCACAUCACCCGCUCAAAAGGUAGCUAAUACCGUUACACAAGCUUCAACUACUUCGAGUGGAAAUGUAAGUGCUACUACCGGCAGUGCACCAACGCAGCAAUCAUCUGCUCCACAACAACACAAAGUCCAAAUCAUACGCGGCCCCGAUGGUAAAGUAAGCGUAAGAGGCUUAAAUCCCGGUCAACAAUUAAUACAAAUGCCCGACGGCAAACUACAUGUACUAACAACAACGACAUCAUCAAGUGGCUCACAGGGUGUUGUCACGAAAAAAUUACCAGUGAAACAGGCAACUCCAACAAAUUCGCCUGGCAUUCUGAAACAAAUAACGGUCAAGCCUAUACAAAAGACUGUUCCAGUGCAAAGUACUCCGAAGUCUGUUGUCACACCUGUAAAUACCCAGUCCAAGCCUGCCACCCCGAAGGCGGUUGCGCAGGUUAUAAACCAACAUGUUGCCGUAAAUCCAACAGCAACUGUGCAAAAACUUGUUACACAAACAAUACCUUCUGUCAGUGCAAACAGCAGUGCAUCAACCGCUGCAAAAAUAGCCACAAGUUCACAAGGUAUUCCACAAUUCAUUGUUCAGCCUGGACAGAAGUUAUUAAUGGGACAAAACCAACAAGGACAAAAAGUUCUCAUAACUACCGGCGGACAACAAUUGACUCAACAACCUGUGGUUUCCAACAUGCAGAGCAUACAGCAACCACAGCCGCAGCAGCAGCCACAACAACAGAUUAUAGUUAACCAAACGCCAACUGCAGCAACAAAUCAAACCAGUACUGCACCACAACAAGCUGCCACCCAAAAAGUAAUACAACAAAUUGUGAAUACAAGUAAUGUACAGCAACAAAUUGUGAUUGGCGGCCAACGUAUUAUACUGAGUCCAGGCCAAACAAUAGUCACACAAAGAUCGGUGCCACAAAAUCAGACGGUUCAAGUUGUACAACAACAACAACCACAACAACAAAUUGUGCAAUCGACUACGACGCAACCCACACACCAGCAACAAGUAAUCGUGCAGGCGACAAGUCAACAGCCGAACCUCACGCAAGUGCAACAGCCGCAAACGCGAGUGGUCAAGCAGAUAAUGGUACAGCAGCAGCAGCAGCAGCAACAACAACAGACAAUACAAACUACAAACAAUCACAUCGUCGAGCAAAGCACACAGCCACAGCAACAAGUGUUGAAGGUUCAACAACAACAAACAACUGCAACACCUCAAACGGCGAAUCAACAACUUGUAGUUCAAAACUCCACAUUGGCACAACAGUUGGCCCAGGGUAAAUUACAGGUGGCAACUAUAAACGGUCAACAAGUUAUCAUAAGACCGCUAGGCAACAACCAAGCACAGAUUGUGGCGCACAUUAAGACGCAAAGCGAUGGCAAUGCGCAUAUCAUAACGAAUAGUACUUUGGAAACGCCACAACCAUCGCCAGAAAAAUCUGCACCGGCUGUAGUGCAGCAGCAGCAACAGGUACAACAAAAGACACAACCUCAGCAGCAAGUCAUACAACGUACAACUGUCACACAGCAAUCUCAACAACAGCAUAUAACAACACCGCAACAGCAACAGCAGCAACAAACAACUUAUAUAAAUCAAGAAAGUGUGCAGCAGCAUCAGACGGCGUCAACACCAACCAAGGCUAUGACAAUUGAAGAAAGCCUAUUACAGGGACAACCACCAGGCACGGUAAUCAAGUGUGUCACAGCUCAAGUCAUUCAAACCGAGCAAGGACCACGAAUUGUGCUGCAGGGUUUAGUCGGCAAUGAUUUUACACAACAACAGUUGGCGUUGGUUCAACAACAAGUAAAGCAACAGCUUUUGAAAGCACAAGAAUCCAGUGGCAAACAAGGCGUGCUUGGACCAACUAAAAUUUACUUGGCUGUCCAACCACCAAACGCUGUUUUGAACUCGCAACCGCCACCAUUAACACCAGUUCACCAAUCUUCACAUCAACAAGCGCCCUUCCUAGCUAAGACAACGGUGGCUGAACAAAGUAGCAGUAGCGUUGAAUUUAAUGCCAAUAAAAAUGAUGCAACAAAAAACCCAGAUAAGCCAGAUUCAACCAUCCUACAAGACAAUCAAAUUCAACAAAUGCCCCAAGGGAAUAGCACAAUAAUAAACAAUCCUACUGCGGUCACUGGAACUCAGGAUUUGAUUGUAACCUCACCUGGAUAUAUACAAAUAUCAAACAGCAAAAAUUUACUUACUAAAGGCAGCUCUAAUAUGAAUAUUGUUCACGAUGAACCACGUCAGCAGCUGGACAAGUCCACAAGUCAACAACAAACAAUACCCGGCACUCCGGUCAGCAGUGUUUCGAGCAAAAAGCGGCACUUAUACAAAACUAAAAAUGAGAAUGGUGACUGGAACCAGCAACAGCAGUUGCUGCAACGCACAUCGAAAAAGUCGAAUGUAAUAAACGAUCAGAACGUCAUCACCGCGUACUCGACAAACAAUACACUCAGGGAUAGCAGUGUUAAGCGGGGCGAUUUAUUGUUGCUCGAUGACAAUGAGCAGCGUAAUCAAGCAUUAAAUCAAACACUAGAGCGUCACAAAGAUCUCCUAAAGAAGAGUAUAUUAAAAAAGCGUUCGCUUUUGGAGCGUAAUUUACAACAUGAAAUCAAAGAGGAAAUGAACACAGAAUUAUUAAGUUCCUCAGAAAAGGUGGAUGCAAAUAAAAAGUUCUGUAGCACCGCUGGCGGUGGCUCUAGUGGUGGGGGCCUAACAACCAAUGAAACAAAGAAACCAACUAAACAGUUAAAGAAUCACAACGCUCCUCUAUCACCAUCAAUGACACCGUCCAAAAAUCCGCACGGAAGAUCACAGAAGAAAGUCAAUAAGAAGAAGGAGAAAUUGUAUUGCAUUUGUCGCACACCAUACGAUGAUACGAAGUUCUAUGUUGGCUGUGAUUUGUGCAGUAACUGGUUCCAUGGUGAUUGUGUAAACAUUACAGAAGAAGCAUCUAAAAAAUUAUCUGAAUUUAUUUGUGAUGAUUGCAAGCGAGCUCGCGAGACCCAAGAACUGUAUUGUUCGUGUCGCCAACCGUAUGACGAGUCACAAUUCUAUAUCUGCUGCGACAAAUGUCAAGAUUGGUUCCACGGUCGUUGUGUGGGUAUUGUGCAAAGUGAAGCAGAGUUUAUCGAUGAAUAUAUUUGUCCACAAUGCCAGCGCAACAAUUCGGUAAACUUGGCAAAUAUGAAGAAUUUAGCCGAAAAUGAGACGAUCGAAUUGAAGAAACUUAUUAAGCAAAUUCAGUCACACAAGAGUGCAUGGCCUUUUAUGGAGCCAGUGGACCCAGAAGAAGCGCCCGACUACUAUAAAGUCAUUAAAGAACCUAUGGAUCUACAAAAAAUUGAGAAGAAAUUGGAUACAAACGUGUACACUAAAUUAUCGGAAUUUAUUGGUGAUAUGACGAAAAUUUUCGACAACUGCCGCUACUACAAUCCAAAAGAUUCAUCGUUUUACAAGUGCGCCGAGACUUUGGAAGCAUACUUUGUGCAAAAAAUUAAAAAUUUCCGGGAAACUGUGGUUAGUCAAAACUAAAAUAAACUAAAAUCCACUGUAAAAAAUGCCGUACCAAGCGUUUUGCGGUCAGUGUUGGUGCAAAUAAUGUAAAUAGCUAUAAUUGUUGCAUAAUAUACUGUAUAAGAACGUAUUAUGCCUAUUUUGAUUAAAGCUCACCACACGUAGGUUAGUUAUAUAGAUUUAAGCGUGUUUUUCAUAAAAAAAAGAAAAAACAAAAAAGUCAUCAAGAAAAGAACUUAAAGUAAAGCUAAAACAUUGUGUAAAAAUCUUACUACAUGAUUUUCUCCUGUAAAUAAUUGAUCAAUGCAUUUAGCUGCGAUAGUAUUAAGAGCAAAAUACAAAUACACAUACAUGUAUUGUAUUGUAUGCUUUUUCUUUUUUAAUUUGAGAAAGUAUUAAUAAAUACUAAAAGAAGCAAAUGUGUAAUUUUAUUUAUUGCCGCAGAUUAUAUUGUACUUUACUCGUCUAAUUUUUGUUAUUGUAACAACAUGAAGUUUAAACUAAACUUGUAUUCAAAAUGAAUGAAUCUUAUUUUAUUGAAACGUAA